This is a messenger RNA of Drosophila rhopaloa, 465 nucleotides long. RefSeq names its product protein aveugle (gene ave). The coding region runs from base 76 to 396 and encodes 106 amino acids. Lineage: Eukaryota; Metazoa; Arthropoda; Insecta; Diptera; Drosophilidae. The transcript has 2 exons. Gene Ontology annotation, cellular component: cytoplasmic side of plasma membrane. The record is from RefSeq and is a predicted model, not a curated record. Gene Ontology annotation, molecular function: protein binding. Gene Ontology annotation, biological process: cell surface receptor protein tyrosine kinase signaling pathway.
GAUAUCGACCCAUCGGCGUCACUGUUUGUUUUGUUGCAAUUUACAAAUCCAAACUUGUUAGUUUCUAUACUCAAAAUGGGCGAAGAAACAAGCAAUUCUACGCAAAAUAAAACACGCACGAAAACAACGCGACCCAAGGCGGUUUAUUUGUGGACAGUGAGCGAUGUGCAGAAGUGGUAUCGACGCCACUGCGGCGAAUACACCCAAUACGAACAGCUCUUCGCCCAGCACGAUAUAACCGGAAGGGCCUUACUCCGCAUCACAGACUCAUCUCUGCAGCGGAUGGGAGUUACGGACAACAAGGAUCGGGACGCCAUUUGGCGGGAGAUCGUAAAGCAGCGACUAAAGACGGACAUUAUGGAAAUCCGCGAUAUGGAGAGGCUUAACAUACACUAGGGAUAUAGUUGUUGAUAUAUUAGAAUAGAUUAAAAUUAAAAUUGAUUAAAGAUAAAUCACUAGAUUUCA